GUAAUCACCGUCCCCUGGCGGAAGUUUACCCCCGGCCGACGGACAGCAAGAGAGCGAUGGCGGGGGACUCUUCCACGGAGCUUCUCUUCUUAGACACGUUCAAGCAUCAGAGUGCAGAGUUAACCAACGUGGACGUGGUGCGGUUUCCGUGCGGGGUGCUGAUCACAGAGGUGCGGGUCAUCCCUCCAGGAAUCAAAGCGCACAGCAACUUACCUGACAGCAGAGCGUUUGGGGAGACGUCUCCUCACGCCUUCCAGUUGGAGCUGUUCUUCAACAAUGUCACCAAACCCAACAACCCCACGUUUCACAGACUGGGCAGUCUGGAGUAUGACGAGAACAAGUCCAUCGUCUUCCGACCCAGCGGAAAGGUGAACACAGACGGCCUGGUGCUGCGUGGCUGGUACACCAGUCUGACUGUAGCGGUGUAUGGGACAGCAGAGCGCUCACAUGGACAUGAUCAAGGCUCACCCCCUCCUCCGCCACCACCACCCCCUCAACAGCCCAGCGGACCCAAGAGGAUCGUCAAACAAGAGUGGGAAAAAGAUGACCAGUACAACGGCAGCCCACCCAGACCAGCACCCAGAGGGCCUCGUACUCCACCUGGGCCUCCACCCCCCGAUGAUGACGAUGAAGAGCAAGUCCAAGUGCCAGUGGGAGUGGUCAAAGAUGAGCCGUGCCAGGGCCGUGACGACUACCUGGAGGCCGUGUCACCUGAAAGGUCGCUGCCUGCUGAUGAAGCCUAUUCUGAUGCCGAGCAAGAGGAAGAAGGUGAUGAGGAAGAAGAGGAGGAGCCGGAGGAGGAAGAUGCACGAACUGAGGGGAGCGUUCCAGAGGAGGAAGAGGAAGAAGAGGAGGAGGAAGAUGAGGGUGAGGACGAGGAAGAGGAGAUGGAGGAAGGUGACGAUGGCUAUGAGCAGAUUUCCAGUGACGAGGAUGAUCUCGAUAACGGUAGCUUCAAGCUGCCCACCUUUGACAUGGACUACACUCCCGAGGACCUGGCGUCUGUCCCACCUGUCCAGUAUGACCCAUACGAGCGAGAACUCAGACCCCUACUCUUCUUCACCCCUCCGUACAAGACCCGCUUUGAUACCCAGUUUGAGAAGGCCAGUGUGGAGGAACCCAGGGACCCUGGUGGAACAGAAGGAGCAGUGGUCGGAGAGGAGGCUGAGGCGGUUGCACAGUUGAAAGAGCUACUAACUAGUAUUGGAGAUGACAGAGAUGCUCGCUGGGUUACAGCUCUGGAAGAGGCAACUGGACUUCUGGCCAAAGGGUUGGCUUAUUUAAUCAAACAAGGAGAGCCAGAGAUGGAGGGAGCUCUUGGAGUUUUAGCACAAUGGGCGCUCCAAGCACUAAGUAUGGAGAUUGCACUCACACAACCCAUUGCUCUUAACCUCAGACAGCUGAAAGCUGGUGCUAAGCUUGCGUCAUGCCUGGCAGACUGUCCACAAGGUCUCACAACUCUGCUGCGUGAAGGGGCCCUGGAUGUCCUGCUGGAGCUGCUCAACGCAGACCACGUCUCCUCCACACUGAAGCUGAGUAUCCUGAGAGCUUUGGGUGCUCUGAUCAGUGCUCCUGCUGGCGUGGAGGCUUUCCUACAUGCAGGAGAGACCGAGAAAAGUGGCUAUCAGCGUUUAGUCCAGCUGUUCCUGCGUGAAGAAACGGUGAGGGUCAUAACAGCCGGCAACGCUAUAUUACAGAAAAGCCACAUGUACGAGGUACUGGUCGACCUGCAGCGAGCAGCAGCAGCAUUUAGCGAACCACAGCAGGUAGACACACACUCUCAAACACUCUCAUUUACACAUGCAUACGUAUUUCAAAGACUGUGUUUCUUUCAUGAUGAUCAUGACUGUCAUUUUCAGGAGGAGAUGGAGGACGUCGAGAGCCCCAUGGAGGAGGAACCAUCGCUUAGCUCCUCUCCUGUGAGUGAGGCUGAGCUUGAUAGGCUGGCGGGGGUCUUGGAAGAGUUACAUCACCUGCUGGAGACGGCUCCUAACUGCAUGGUGCAGCCACCAGGGAAAGCCUUCCCCACUUCUGUUAGAAUAACAGGACCACAGGAGAGGGACGAUCCAUACCCAGCACUGUAUAGGUACAUGCACGCGUGCCAUUUCCUGGAGAGCACAGCAGCGGUGUUGUCAGCAGCCGCAGCAGCUGGCCACCUCGGUGUCACCCAAGCUGUUAGAGAGCUCCUACGCUUCCUGUCGCUCACCCAGUCAGGUCUGCUCUUCCUUCUCGCCCAGCCCACUCCCACUAACCUGCUGCUGCGUCUCCUGGCAUCGAUGGUAGAAGCCGAGGGCGAGGACACCACCUUCACUGGGGGAGAGGGAGGUCUCACGGGGCCAGGGUUCGGUGAGGAGGGCUUCGGUGUGUGGCUAAUGCAGGCGCUGCACGCUCUGCAGGGUGUGUCAGAGCUUAUGAGCCAUGUGGCCACGGGGGGAGAUGGAGGAGCUGGACUAGAGGAAGGUGACAACGCAGAGGUACUGGGCAUGCUCCAUGCACUCUACCUGAUGACCUUUACACAGACUGGUCGCAGUGCUGUGGCUCACAUUUUCAGCAUGGACAACAACCUCUCGUGCCUGGUCACCCUGCUCCAGCACCACAGCAAGGACGGACAGGGUGAGGCCAAAGCUCGCAAAGCAGUGACCUAUAACUACGCCUGUAUGCUGGUGCUACUAGUAGUUCAGACCUCUAAUGAACUGCGGAUGAUGGAACAAUAUGCCGCCCCACUCCUCUCCAUAGCUAAGGCUGAUGACACCAAUGCCAAGUUACAGGAGCUUUGCAAAUGGCUGGAGCCUCUGGAAAAACUCCGCUUUGAGAUUGGCAGCAUCCCCACCCUCAUAGACUACAUCAAACAGAAUGUGGAAAAUGUGUUGACUGCUGAGGGAACUGGACUGGUCACUGCUCUCAGGGUCCUUUAUCACAUUGCCUGCCCCCCACCUCCUGUAGAAGGUCAGCAGAGGGACCUCAAGUGGAGUCUCGCAGGCGUUCAGCUGUUCUCCGGCGAGGGUUUGGAUACUUGUGUGCGCGUCCUGCAAAAGUUGUGCAGCGUGUUGCUGCAGCCAUGGCGUGUGCAUGGACACAUGGGCCCCACACCGCAGCGCUGCAUGAUCCUCAGUAUUUGUAUCAGCACGCUGCGAUUGCUGCGCACCAUGCUGACAGAGCUGCUGCGCGGGGGAGCAUUCCAAUUCAGGGACACUCGCGUGGCCAACGUGUUGGUGACGCUCCACAUGAUAGUGUGCUCCAUCCCCGCGUCUGGACGUUUAGACGGAGAGGAGACCAGAGUGCAGGCGCUUAUCGUUGAUGUACUACUCACCUUCACGCAAGGUGUUAAUGAAGAGGUGACUCAUACAGAAGAGACUCUGGCCAGUAACACAUGGUCUCUGAUGCUUAAGGAGGUUUUGGGCUCACUGCUCAAAGCUCCUGAAGGUCUGUUCUCUGGUCUGACGUUGCUGUCUGAGCUCCUACCUCUUCCACUGCCAAUGCAGAGCACUCAGGUGAUAUCAGUCCAAGAUGUGGCUGUAGCCUUGAACACAAGAAAACUGUGGAGCAUGCACAUACGGGCACAGUGGAAAGUGUUUUCCGAGGCGUUGAGGUGUGUGUGUGUCACCACCUGCCCUCCUCUCCUGGCCAUGUUGAGGAGAAUGUGUGUUCAGCUGGCAGACCUGUCUUCACCCACCGCAACGCUCAUCAUGAAGACUCUGCUGGAGCUGCUGUUGGAGGAGCUGCAACCGGUGGAGGGGAAAGCUGUGUGCUGGGGCCAAGUCCUGCGUCUGCUUUCUUUGAUGGACGCUCUGGUGUCACAGAAAGCUUGUAAGAGUGCAGCGCUGCACCUCUUGUCCGGGUCCGUGUCUGGAGACGAACAACUGGCCGAUCUGUUUCCGUUGCUCCUGUCUCUGUUGGUUCCUCCAGCUGACCACUCCUUACAGCAGCAGCAAUGCAGCGAACUAGUGGGGACAAUAUUACAGUCACUGUGUGACCAGGAUAUUUCUCUGGUGGUAUCAGCACCUGGGGAAGGCUGCCUGUCGGAGGCUGAGCAGCUGGCCAAUGCUCUUCCAGGGCGAGAGAUGAUGUCAUCCGUGUGCAACGCCUUGUUGGAGGUUUUGGGGAAUGCAGACAGCAGUGUACCUCUUCUCCUCACCUGUAUCAGGACUCUGACGUUCCUCACCGAGCACGACUAUGGACUCUACCACCUCAAAGUUGCUCUGAAGAAACAUGGUGCAGGUUUGUGCUCGCUGUUGAAGAGAUUGGUGUUUCCCUUCAACAAGGACUCAGCAGAUCUCCUCUCAGCUCUGCUUGACUUCCUCAGACAGAUCGUCAACACAGAAACAAUGUGUGUUGAUGAGGGCCAGGGGUCCGGUGAGGAGUCUGCUUUCACUGCUCCACGGUUACUGUCAGGCUCUGAGAUGAAAACUCUGCUGCAGUGGGAAGAGUCCGAGUCCCAUCCACUCCCUACAUUAGAGAAACAGAUUACGAAACUGUGUAAGGAGGACGAAUCACUGGAGCCGAUGUUGGACAAUGUAAUUGUUCUGAGGCAGACACUGGAGACGGCUACAGACACACCUCCUGUAGUUGAUACUGAGCCCACCCUGCCACCACCCGAGACACUUGGGGCCCAGUUUAAUCACAGGACGGUGUUUAUUGUGUCAGAAGCUCUUGAUGAACAGCUGAAGACUCUGUGGUUCUCGCCCUUCCAAACUGAUGACAUAGAAGCAGACCUUGAUAUGGUGAAGGUGGAUCUGGUGGGUCUGGCUCAGGAGUGUUGUCCAGAGCUGGACCUGAAGGCAGAGCUGGAGCGAUCCUUCCUGUCUGAGCCCUCCUCGCCCGGUCACACGAAGGCUGCAAAAGGCUUCAGAUUGGGCAAACACAAGCACGAGACGUUCAUCACAUCAAGCGGUAAAUCAGACUACGUCGAGCCUGCAAAGAGAGCCCACAUCAUGGCUGUUCCUCGCGGCCGUGGAGGUCGAGGAGGGUUUGGACAGAAUCUCUGCCGACCCCACGACAUCUUCCGCCAGCGCAAACAGAACACCUCCCGUCCUCCCAGUAUGCACGUUGAUGACUUUGUGGCGGCUGAGUUUAAAGAUAUUACAACCCCUCUUGGACUUUUGCCCCCUAAACGGCCGCCCAAGAGCUCCCCCAAACCCCCCACCAGAGGACUGUUCACUGGCAACAGAGGCAGAGCCACCUUCCACAGCCAGACUCGCUUUUUCACUCCACCACAACCUAAAGGCGUACUGCUGUCCGGUAACUACACUCGCAGAGAAGGAGGCCGAGGUUCCUCAUGGAGUGGACAAGUUCCAGCCGUCACCCACAGAGGAACCUACAGUGAACCCCGCGGAGGCCAGAGCAACUUCACACGUGGGCCACUGCCCUCCAGACAACCCCCAGCAAGUGCAUAUCGACUGGCUCCACGGGAUCGAGCUCCACGUGGAAGAGGAGGCGCUGGACUGUCGUGGCUUAGCGGGGGAGGGGGAGGAGGAGGAGGCGGCGGUGGCGGCAGUGCUGGAGGGGGAGGUGGAGGUGGAGGAGGAGGAGGAGGGGGUAGAGGAUCUCAGGGGAGCAAGUUCAGCGGUGGGGGAGGGAGCGGAGGCGGGAGGGGCAGACACGUUCGCUCCUUCACCAGGUAAACUCACCUGGGCAAUGACUGUAGCCUUUCAUGGCAACAUAUGGACCAAGCAGGAUAUUAAAUAUACUGUCUCCAUGGAAACGUGGUGGGAUGAUGUUGUCACAACGUACAGACUCUGUGUUGAUGUUUUAUGUUUUGUUAUCAUGAGUUGUAUUCAGAGAAUAAAGGUCAUAGAAAUCAA
Molecule: messenger RNA, 5801 nt
Organism: Larimichthys crocea (large yellow croaker)
Lineage: Eukaryota; Metazoa; Chordata; Actinopteri; Sciaenidae
Gene: virma
Product: vir like m6A methyltransferase associated
Exons: 26
Coding region: 57-5621 (1854 amino acids)
Biological process (GO): mRNA modification
Cellular component (GO): RNA N6-methyladenosine methyltransferase complex
Molecular function (GO): RNA binding
Source: RefSeq, a predicted model, not a curated record